Messenger RNA from Magallana angulata, 3916 nucleotides. RefSeq lists its product as uncharacterized. Gene Ontology annotation, cellular component: cytosol; nucleus. NCBI's taxonomy places the organism in Eukaryota, Metazoa, Mollusca, Bivalvia, Ostreida, Ostreidae. The record is from RefSeq and is a predicted model, not a curated record. The transcript has 5 exons. Gene Ontology annotation, biological process: protein dephosphorylation. The coding region runs from base 72 to 2126 and encodes 684 amino acids. Gene Ontology annotation, molecular function: cation binding; mitogen-activated protein kinase binding; protein serine/threonine phosphatase activity.
UUAGUUGUCCUCGAUAUAAUUUCCUCCAUGAAGCCCGAUUGAAAACAGUUGCCGUCUCCAUAUUAUUUACAAUGUCAAAUUACAAAAUUGGUGUGAAUUUAAGAGUGACAGAAAACAGCAACCAAGGAGGGAGGAAGUAUAUGGAAGACAAUAAUUCUAUUCAAUUCGUAAAAAAUGAAGAGGGUGGAUAUGAAUUUGCAUACUUCGGGAUUUUCGAUGGGCAUGGCGGUUCCGAAGCGUCAAAGUUUGUCCGUGAUAAUUUAUUGACCCAAAUCAAGAAAUAUGAUUACUUCUGGAACGGUGACGAUGACCAGAUUUUAACGGCAAUUAGGAAUGGCUUUCUUGACACGCAAGAAUUAAUGUGGAAAGAAGUUGGUAAAUGGCCAAGAACAGCUAGUGGUCACCCAAGUACCUCAGGAACUACAGGCAGUAUAGCUAUAAUAAAAAACUCCAAGUUAUACAUAGGGCAUGCCGGAGACUCUGGCGUUGCACUUGGGUAUGACCAAAACAAGAACUUUGAUGAAAGAGCCCCUUUUCCCUUAGCAGGGACGAUGCUCACGACAGAUCACAAGCCUGACAGUCCAGAGGAAAUCAAGAGAAUCGAGAGAGUAGGAGGUCAGGUGGUGGCUAAAGCUGGCGUCCAGAGGGUGGUGUGGAACCGCCCCAAUAUAAGCAAUAAAGGUCCGGUCAGGAGGAGCACCCCUAUUGAUAAGAUCCCCUUCUUAGCAGUAGCCAGAAGUUUAGGCGACUUGUGGAGCUUCAACUAUCAGAACAAUGAGUAUGUUGUCUCCCCUGUUCCGGAUGUAUCCGUACAGGAGCUGGAUCCAGCUAUUCACAAGUGCCUGAUCCUCGGAUCAGACGGCCUUUGGAACGUGAUGACAGCAGAGUCAGCGGCAGCCAUAGUGGCAGAUCUGGAGUACCACUUUGAAUACAAAGUUAUCCAUGAUCCAAAUGUACCAGUGUCAUACUGGAUAAACCCAGCAGAGAAACUGGUUCAAAAAGCCUUGAGAACAUGGAGGUCAAAACUAAUGAAGGCUGACAAUACAAGUUGUAUAGUGGUUCUGAUUGAUCCACUUGGGCCCAGGAAACUCUCCAUUCUCAAGAAGAAGAGAGAUGAAUUCUUCCAAAAGGCAAAUUUGGAGAAAACCGUUGCUUCUCCUAGAGUUUCGCAAAGGAAACAUGACAACGCUGCUAAACCGGAGGCAAUAAAGAGUGAAAAGGAUGAAGAGAACAAAAAGAAAUCAGCCACAAGUCGAGUGAAUUCACACAAUGUAAUAACACCCAAAACUGUUGUCUCUCCUAUCUCAACUGAAAAAUCGAAACGGUCAUCGAUAUCCCCUGCACUUAACUCUGAACUUGAUGACAGUGUGCAAGCCAACAGUGUCCAUUUCAAAGCAAAAUUUUCACAAGGAAUGAUUACCAAAGAAAAGCUCAACUUCAGCUGCACCAAUGUAUUUGCAAGAUUCCAAGGAAGCAAAUCUGACUUGGAUGUCCACACUUCCACGCAGGGUGUGCCCAUCACAAGGGCUAGACACCACUCUGGAAAUGUGAUCCUGCAGUCACAAAAACUUUCAAAAACCUCCGAUCAAAACCAGAAGGUAACCAAAAAUAACCCAAUUUUUACCGCGUCCUCUUUGAAAGACCUCUCUGUGCUGACAGACAGCCUGAAACCAUACCAGACAAAUCGUGUUCACUUAACAACGGAGAAACACGUGAAAAGAGUGGAAGUUCCAGUGUCGGCUUGCAGCUUGAAAGACAUGCAGAAUUUCUUGGAUUGCAGCAAGAAUGAAAUCAAAGUGCGGACGAACAGUGAUAUGAAUCAGCAGAGGACUCACAAGAAGGAAUCGGUGACGAAAGAUCAGAAACCUGGUGCCGCCAUCAAAAGUGAUUCCGCUGAAUCUGGAGGACAUUAUUUGAGGAAACACACCAUUAGUGCAAUAGACAACAGCAAUAAAAAGGCAACCUGCGUAGCAUCGAAACUGAGAAAAGUAAAACAAAGAUCAUUAAGGUGUCGAGGACAAGUUGAAAACAAGGUGAAGGCAAGCAUGUCUACAAUCGCUGGUGUCAAGCGGAAAAGAAACAGUAACGAAGAGGCACAUCAACCAAAGAAGACUUGUCGAAGAUAGUGCUAAAUUUGUUUUAUGUCUAGUUGUAUGGUUGUUUUCUUUCUCUGUUCUUGUUAUAAACUGUCAGUGCACAAAACAUCUAUGCAUUUGCCAAAUUUUUUAUUUUCACAUUUUUUUAAUGUCAUAGGAAAUUUUUUAAUACUCAAAUAUUUCUCCUUACAAGAAAUUGAAAGGGGAAAUGAUUGUUUUUUCUUUCACUUUUGUUUUUAUUUAUUGAUAUUUUUUUUAACAUUCAGAUUGCAUCAAUCUUCAUAUUUGUAGCAUAUCUUAAAUAUCCAAUAGAAAAAACAUCCUUUUAAAUUUUAAGUUAUAUUAACUAAGUAUUAAGAAAUGUUUGCUUUUAUGACAACAGAUGAAGGAAACAUCAAUAUGUUAUUUUUAUCUAAUCAUUCAUGGCAGCAAUAUCAUAUGUUAGUGUGUAUUUUUAUCAAAUAAUGGCACGUCAUAAUUUUAGUAUGUAGCAAUUCAUCUUCAUAGUUUAAUCCAUAUGUGUGUAGAAAGAGCAAUUUUUUAUGAAGUCUUUAAUAUAUGCAAUUUAAAAAGUACAAACAAUUAUAAUAUUUAGUUUUACUUUUGAGAAUAAGAGGCCGUCUUUUUUUUUUUUUUUUUUUUUUUAAGAAUUCAUUUGAGUCGUUUCAUUUUUCCCUCUUUUGCCAAAAAUUUCAAUGUUGACUUUUUUUUUUAAAUGAAAUUGAUUUUAAGAAAUUUAAGUUGUGGUUCCUAUGAAAUUUUAUUUAUUUUACACAUGUACAUGUUACAAAUACAAUUAAGUUGAAUGAAAUUUUUUUUUAACAAAAGUUUCAUGGUUUAGAUAAUCCUGCUCAUUUAGUUUACUUAUACAUGAUUUUUUGUUUAAUGAUAGAUUAAUUAUUGCUGGGUGUUUUUUCUUUGUUAAAUGCAAACCAAUAUCUUUUCUUGAUUUGAUUGAUUUUGACUUUACAAGUUGUGUCCUAGGCUCAUAGCAUCACAAAAUUGUGUUAAAUUUGUCAAUCUUUGCAUGUAAAUUGGUCCAUUUUCAUUUUACUUCUACUGAUGUUCUUAUCCUUUUCUGAACAAAUUUGAUGCUUGACUGAUAGCUAUUUAAGAUAACAUUAUAUAGGUUAUAACUAGUAAUUGCUUGAUGAUUAAAAAUAUGAAAGAUGUGUUUUUAUUUGAAAUUCCGGCUUUUACUUAAGUAGAGCUUUCUCUCUUGUUGCUUCCUCUCAGACAAAUUGUUUGUCUUAUGAAAUUUCACAUUUUCUGUACCCACCAAGGAAGACAAAUCUUGUAUGCCUCAGGUUUCUGAUGUAUUACAUGUGAAAAUUUAAGAAUUAACUUUUUGCCGUAUUUGUUUCAGUGAAAUCUUGCUUAAAGGGUAAAUCUGAUUAUUAGAAAUAAAAAUCAGACAGAAAGCUGAUAAACGGUCUGUUGAUAAUACCAAUGAAGUCGUCUGGUAAAAUGUUUAAAUAAAAAAGCAGACCAACCUAAUACUGAUAUGAAGAAAAUUAUAAGUGUUAUUUGGUGAGUAGAAAAUGUAAUGCAAAAGUAUUAUUCAUUUUAUGCCAUUUUCAGAAGCAAAGAAUAUUGUACUUUGAAUUGCCUUUUAAUGUUGUAAAUACUGAUUUAUGUGUACAGAGAUCAGAUGGUAAAAUAUUUUCAAAUGUUCACAAGUUGAACACUUCAGGGAUUUUUUGCUUUCAUGAACAGUAUAUUUUCAUGCGAACAAAUUCAUAUUGUAGAUAUAUAUGACAGUGAUCAACAAAACCAUGUACAUAGUGUUGAAACAAUUAAAACCUAUUUUAUAAUGAUAA